CGGCCGCAUUAUGUAUUAACAAAGCUGCCCAAUUUCAACUGGAUGAACGGAACGACAUCGGAUCUGUUGAUUCGCUGGCCACACUUUAAAAGCAAACAUUUCAGUUUUGGUUAUCGUUCGUAACGGUCACAAAAAUUCAUCGCUCUCAAACGCUCAUCGUGUAUUUCCAACGAAAAUUUAUUACCAAUUUUUAAAUAUACUCUGUUUAACUCUGUUUAUUUUUUUUGUGUCCAACUCCUUUAAUGUGCUACAUCAAUGCAAGGCUAAUAUUUUGUUUGAAUUUCCAACUAAACGCCUUUUAACACAAAUUAUAUUUUUAUUGAUUCGUCAUUCAAAGGGAAUUUAAAUGGUAAAAUCAAGUGUUAACAUUGAGAAGAGUCAAUAUUUGUGGAUCGAUUAAGAAUUAACAUUGAAGUGAGAGAUCACAAACAAUAAUAUACGGUGCUUCUGUUUAAAAGUACAACGAAGAAGGAUUUUUUUUUUCGUUCACCUCGCCUACAUAUAAGUUGUGUCACAUCAAACAUCUCGAUUUAGUGCCGACAAUAACGUACGACUUUCAAUAGCAUCAAUCUGUUGUGAUAAAAAUCGAUUAAAUUGGUUUCUCUGUGAAACAUCCGAUUUAGAGUUAAAUUCGCUUAACUCUUGUAUUUAUAAAGACCGGAUCACAUUCUUCAACAUACGAAAUGAUUAGCACCAAGAGUACAGUAUUAUAUCUGGCUGCAUUGCAACUGGUCGUCUGUAGUACAUAUGGCAAAAUGUUAGAAAUAGUCAAUAAUAAACCACAGCUGAAAGAAAAACCUGAUUGGUUGCGACAGUGUAGCAAGAGCAAUCCAAAUGCAGAUGAUUGCUUCCGGCAAAUGUUCGAAGGAAUGUUCCCACAACUGGCCAAAGGUAUUCCGGAAUUGGGCAUUGAACAUUUUGAGCCCUUGAUUCUACAGUCGGUAUCGGUGUCACGAGGCAGUGGCAGUCUAACACUUGCGGGUGGUUUCAAGAAUUUGAUUGUGAAAGGUCCAUCAAAUGCCACAGUUAGUCGUGCAAGCCUUGAUUUAGAAAAGAAACAAUUGAGUUUUGACUUGGUGAUACCAAAGCUUCGCAUCGAUGCUACAUAUAAUUUGAAAGGCAACAUUCUUCUUCUGCCAAUCGUUGGAAGUGGCAAUGUCGCGAUGUCAAUGAAAGAUGUGAAGAGUUCCGUGUACACAAAAAUCAGUAUCAGAAAAAAACCGGAGGAAGUGAUUCACAUUGAUGAUAUGAAGGUAACAUUCUUGGUGGGCAGUAUGCGAAUUCAUUUAGAUAAUUUGUUCAAUGGAAACAAAGUGUUGGGUGCCUCAUUGAAUAUGUUCCUGAAUCAAAAUGCCAAAGAAGUGAUUUCCGAAUUGAGAUCAGACUUGGAGCAUGGUCUAGCCAACAUUUUCACCGGUCUCUGGAAUAAUGUAUUCUCAAAAUUACCAAAUAAAAUGUGGCUGGUAUAGAAGUGCAGCAACCAAAUCACUUACCGAAUUAGCUGUUUAACAAAGUACACACAUAAUUUAUUCCUUUCCGCUAAAAUUGUUUUGCCGAAACUAUAACAUUUAGCGGAAAUUCGUUCAUUUGUUUAAUUUUCCUUAUGUUGUUAAUUAUUAUCAAACAGUCGUUCCGACCCAAUGUGUAGCUUAAGAAAUUAGAUACGACUCUUCUCUGAUUGAUUAUUUCUUGAACAAAAUCUCUUGGUUUUUUUUUUUCUUUAUUAAAUCUCUUUUUAUUUAAUGAUAUUUAUCGCAAUCAAGUGAAUUUCGAUUGGACAUAAGGUCUACAUACGCUGUAUAGUAUUUUCUAAGCCGUUUCGACUUUUUGCCACUAUACCAUCUUUUAUCUAUUUCUGUUAUAUUUUAAAAGAUUGUUAUUGUAAGAGGUUUUCAUUAUAUGAAUAAAAUUUUAAAUCAAA
Molecule: messenger RNA, 1921 nt
Organism: Sitodiplosis mosellana (orange wheat blossom midge)
Lineage: Eukaryota; Metazoa; Arthropoda; Insecta; Diptera; Cecidomyiidae
Gene: Jhbp4
Product: protein takeout
Exons: 5
Coding region: 684-1469 (261 amino acids)
Source: RefSeq, a predicted model, not a curated record